GCCGCCAGGAGGCGGAGCCUUGAGAUGAGUUAAGUCAGGCCCAGGCCCAGGCCCAGGAGCGUCGUCUCCUGGCUUCUACCAUGGACCGACAGCGAGCUGGCAUCCGGCUGCAGGUCGUUCUGAGACACCUCAGCGGACCCUCGGCCCCAGCGAUUGUGGCUCACCCCAUAUCAGGGCCAGUGUCCUCUGCCAGUCCCUAUCCUCAACAAUUCCAGUACACUUUGGAUAAUAAUGUCCUAAGCCUGGAGCAGAGAAAAUUUUAUGAAGAAAAUGGGUUUCUUGUCAUUAAAAAUCUGGUAUCUGAUGAUGAUAUUCAACGUUUUCGAAGUGUUCUGAAAUAUGUGGAGUGUUUCACUGGACCCAAUAUCAUGGCUAUGCACACCAUGUUGAUAAACAAACCUUCAGAUUCUGGUAAAGAACUCUUCAUUGUUAGGAACACACAAAAGAAAGUAUUGCUAGAUUACCAGGGGCAGAGAACCAAGGGGGAGGGAGGGGUUAACAAAAUGUACCAUGGCAUCCAAGACUACAAGCUGGACAACAAUAGGGUGCACCUGGUGAUGGAGAAGGGAGACACUGUUUUCUUUCAUCCUUUGCUCAUCCAUGGAUCUGGUCGGAACAAAACUCAAGGAUUCCGCAAGGCAAUUUCCUGCCACUAUGCCAGUUCCGACUGCCACUAUAUCAACGUGAAGGGCACCAGUCAAGAAAACAUCGAGAGGGAAGUUCAAGAGUUAGCGGAGAAACGGCAUGGAUUAGAAAGCAACAUUGAGUUAAAGGAUAUUUGGAUGUUUCGAGGCCGAUCUGUGAAAGGGGAAAGAACAAACCUUUGAAGUAGCCCCUCAAGAGUGCGAUACGAUGAUGAGUGCCUAUAAUCUCAACACUCAAGAGAGUAAGACGAGAGCAUCGUGAGUUCGAGUACCGCCUGGGCUACAUAGCAAGAUACUGUCUCCAACCCUUCCCCCCCAUAGACAAAACAAAAAUAAUUAAUUAGCUCUUCAUUACAAUUCUUUUAAAGGAAACAUCAAAGCAAGGCAUCUCAGGAAAAUGUUUUCUUAUUGAGAUGAUGUCAUCCUUUCUAUCUCCUGUGUAUGAGUCAAGACAUGUACUGGGGCCUUAACUGCCCAGAUUGAAUUAUUUGAUACUGUUGUUUUCAUUGAGUGAAAUAUUACUGUUUUAAGAAAAACUAACUUGGGAUAUAACUAAUAAAGGUGACUGAGUAUAAUU
Molecule: messenger RNA, 1221 nt
Organism: Peromyscus maniculatus bairdii (prairie deer mouse)
Lineage: Eukaryota; Metazoa; Chordata; Mammalia; Rodentia; Cricetidae
Source: RefSeq, a predicted model, not a curated record